This is a messenger RNA of Nannizzia gypsea CBS 118893, 1725 nucleotides long. Its product is annotated as luciferin 4-monooxygenase. The record is from RefSeq and is a predicted model, not a curated record. NCBI's taxonomy places the organism in Eukaryota, Fungi, Ascomycota, Eurotiomycetes, Onygenales, Arthrodermataceae. The transcript has 5 exons. Bases 1 to 1725 code for a protein of 574 amino acids.
AUGUCCGGCGCAAAGGCCCGACUUGAGAACAUCUCAGCGCAACUCCAGCGCCAGCAGGCAGACACAGCUUCGCUCAGCAGAAACAGACACACCCUCUCGCCGACCUUCUUCCUGCCUCGCGCAGCGGAAAUUGAGCCAGAUGCCGAAGCCAUAUACCAUCUUACGACGAACAACAAGAUUGUACGGAAGACAUACCAGCAGUUCGCAGACAGAGCGCGAGGGCUUGCGUACUACAUCAAGAAGCAUGGAUACAAGCGAGUGGGAAUACUGGCUCCAAACACGCCUGGGUUUUUAGAGUCGAUAUUCGGCAUCGCUGCAGCCGGCGCAGUCAACGUCGCUAUCAAUUACCGUCUGAAGGCAGAGGACAUUGCGUACAUCUUCACUCACGCCGACGUCGACUCCAUCAUUGUCGACAAGGAGUUUGUGCCUUUGCUGGACAAGUUCCGCAAGAGCAGUCAGCACAUACCCUUGAUAGUUGACACAGACACCGACGCGGACGAAGGGGAAUUAAGCGGAGAGCUUGACGCGGCCGUUCUUGAGGGGCUGCAGUAUGACGGACAGCAAGGAGGACUAGGAUGGGGCGGCCUAGAGGCUCAGGCGGCAGACGAGGAGUCGCUAAUCGCGCUUGCAUACACCAGUGGAACGACAGCCAGGCCAAAGGGGGUGGAAUAUAUCCAUCGAGGAUGUUAUCUUGCUGCGCUUGGAAACAUCGUCGAGUCGGGGUUGAACUUCCAGCAAGGACGAUGUGGCUACCUGUGGAUUCUGCCCAUGUUCCAUGCCAUGGGAUGGACGUUUCCCUGGUCCGUCACUGCGGUCAGGGGGACACACUACUGUCUUCGCAAGAUCGACUACCCUGAGAUCUGGCGGAUGCUGAAGCAAGAGAACAUCACUCACUUCAAUGCUGCUCCUACGGUCAACACUCUGCUAUGCGCCGCAAAGGAGGCAGAGAGACUGUCUCGGCCGGUCAGAGUUACUGUGGCUGCCAGUCCGCCAACCGCCCAUCUCUUCGAGCAGAUGACCAGCGUUAACCUUCACCCCGUUCAUGUCUACGGUCUCACAGAAACAUAUGGCCCCAUCACAAAGGGGUAUCAUAUGCCGUCGUGGGAUACGAUCCCCCUCAAGGAGAAGUACAAGAGGAUGGCAAGACAGGGACACGGCUUCCUGACCAGUCUGCCGGCCCGGGUAAUCAAGACGGAUGUUCCUGAAGGCACCAUCGUCGACGUCAGCAAAGACGGCAAGGAGAUUGGCGAGAUCGUCUUCACCGGUAACAUCUGUGCCAGAGGCUACUACAAGGACGUAGCAGCCACCGACAAGCUCUUUGCCGGCGGCGUUCUUCACUCCGGUGACUUGGCCGUGUGGCAUCCAGACGGCGCCAUCCAGAUCCUAGACCGCGCAAAGGAUAUUAUUAUUAGUGGAGGAGAGAAUAUAUCCUCUGUGGCCCUCGAAGCCAUGCUGGCCACGCACCCAGACAUCCUCGAAGCCGGCGUCGUAGCUGUCUCGGACGCCCACUGGGGAGAGAGACCCAAGGCCUACGUUACCAUCCAGACCGGCAAGCAGGUCACUGGCCCUGAGAUCAUCGUCUGGGCCAAAAACUCCAGCGGAAUCAGUCGAUUCAUGGUGCCGCGGGAGGUUGAGAUCGUCCCGGAGCUACCGAAGACCAGCACCGGCAAGAUCAAGAAGAAUGUCCUGCGAGAAUGGGCCAAGGGAGCUUCUCCUGCCCCGUAG